Molecule: messenger RNA, 2772 nt
Organism: Talaromyces atroroseus
Lineage: Eukaryota; Fungi; Ascomycota; Eurotiomycetes; Eurotiales; Trichocomaceae
Exons: 7
Coding region: 1-2772 (923 amino acids)
Biological process (GO): DNA damage response; protein dephosphorylation
Cellular component (GO): nucleoplasm; protein phosphatase 4 complex
Molecular function (GO): protein phosphatase activator activity
Source: RefSeq, a predicted model, not a curated record
AUGGCCCUGGCGAUAAAGCCACCCCAGGACCGAAAACGUGUAAAGGUCUACGAAUUACGAGAUAAUGACUGGUUUGACCGCGGAACGGGCUUUUGUACGGGUGCGAUCGUCGAGGACAUCCCGAAAAUAUUCGUCGAGUCGGAAGAUGAGAAAGGUCGUUGUCUGCUGAAUACGAGCAUUGGAAAAGAUGACGGAUAUCAAAAGCAGCAAGGUGCGGUCUCUUGGGCAACUGGGCAAACGGCUCUGAUUCUGAUUCGAUCUUUUCUUCUCAUAGAAACACUCAUCGUCUGGACCGAGGCCAAUGGAACCGAUAUGGCGCUUAGUUUCCAGGAGGCGGACGGAUGUGCAGCAAUAUGGGACUAUGUCAAUAGCGUUCAACAUCACCUGCUCGCUUUGGCUGGAGAUGACGCCCUCUCCGACGAAGCCAUCGAGGCAUACCAUCAAACUAUAAUGCUUCCAGCACCAGAACUCGGAAAUCUUCCUGAGAUUGAACAAGCAGUGCGAUCCGCCAGCCUGUCGCAAGUCGGCCGCGAUGCCUUGGGCAAAUUUGUUCUGAGUGAUAAUUAUAUCGAUAAAUUGAUACCGCUGGUCGAAACGGCAGAGGACCUCGAGAGUCUACCUGACCUUCACCGCUUAUGCAAUAUCAUGAAGUCUUUGAUUCUAUUGAACGACAACAUUAUCAUAGAGCAUGUGGUCACGGACUCGAUCAUCAUUGGCGUCGUUGGCGCACUUGAAUGUAACUACGCGCAUCGCUAUCCCACGCAAGGCACUUUACUAACUGUCGCAGAUGACCCCGACUUUCCUACCCAUAAAGCUAACCAUCGGCAAUACCUCCAAGACCAGUCACGAUACAAAGAGGUCGUUCCCAUGAAAGAUCCAAUGAUUCAGAAGAAAAUCAGACAAACAUGGCGGCUGCAAUAUUUAAAAGACGUUGUCCUAGCGCGCAUUCUCGACGACCCGACCUUUUCGGUUUUGAACUCGCUCAUAUUCUUCAAUCAAGUUGAUAUAAUCAACCACAUUCAGACAAAUGCCACUUUUUUGAAGGAACUCUUUGCGAUUUUUGAUCCCCGUAGUACAGAUCAGCGGCGAAAGGACGAUGCGGUCUGCUUCAUCCACCAGUGCGCUUCGAUCGCGAAAAACCUACAAGCUCCUGCACGCGCUCAGCUUUUCUCACAGUUCAUUGGCCACGGUCUCUUUCCAGUCAUAGCCUUUGCCGUUAAACAUCCUAAUCCGGCAAUGCGCACUACUGGCAUCGACAUUCUCGUUGCGCUACUGGAUCAUGACCCGAUCAUGAUGCGCGGGUAUAUGCUGAAGGCUGUCAACGAAAAGAAAACACCGCUCACGGAUACACUGAUUGAUUUGCUGCACACUGAAGAUGAUCUGGGCGUCAAGAAUCAGCUGGCCGACGCCAUCAAAGUUCUACUUGAUCCACAACAAGUGCAUAUACAAGAUCCUAUGGGCAGGCUUGGGACGGAGUUCCCGGCCAAGGCUCGCCCUGCGAAUCAGAUUCCUGAUGCUUUUAUGCAAGUCCAUUUCGACGAAUCCGCAAAACGACUUUUCGCUCCUCUAAAACAGCUAGAAGGACGUCCUUCUCUUACCGACUUGAGCUUCCAGGAUGUAUCACUCCAUGCUCACUUAGUAGACAUAUUGACUUUUUUCGUUCGGCAGCAUUUAUACAGGAGCCGCACUUUUAUCCAUGGAGAAUCUCUGGCUCCUCGUGUGGCACAGCUCUUGACUGUGCCGCAAAAGCACUUGAAGCUCACUGCUUUGAAAUUUUUCCGCACUCUCGUCAGCCUUCAAGAUACUUUUUAUCUCGCUCAGUUGACACACAAUAAUACAUUUGGGCUUAUCAUUGACAUCGUUUACGAGACCAUGCCGCGUGAUAAUCUUCUGAAUUCGGCUUGCUUAGAAAUGUUCGAAUACAUCAAGCGCGAAAAUGUCAAGCCCAUCAUCACCCACGUGGUUGAGAAAUACCGCGACAAGCUGAAAGCGAUCACGUUUGUCGAUACAUUCGAAAAGUUGAUAGCGCGUUACGACGAAUUGCAAGGAGAUGGGAUUGAAGCAGACACUACGCUUUUCAGCCAGGAUGAAAUCACACCGGCUCAGCGUGGCGCUCUUAAUGGUCAGCGCUGGCAAGGAGUUCGCGAAAUGGAUGCUGCUGAAGAGGAGUAUUUCAACACGUCAGAUGACGAGGAAGAGUGGCCACCUGAAGCACGUCAGGAAGGAUCGGCUAUUGCCAAUCAAACAACCUCGCAUGUUAGACUAGUGGACUACCCUGAUGACGAUGACGAAGUAAUGGAUGCGAAAUCUGAAAUAGUAACGACGGACAAACAAGAAAUCGAGUUACCCGAACGCAAUCUUAUAGAUACAGACGUGUCUUCGACGACGACUUCAGCUCGCCAGAGCCCGCCAGAAAGGCUCUCGGAGAAGCGUCGUCGCGAUGACGAAGAUGACGAAGAUGAGUUGGUGCGACUUGUACAGAACGGACCCAAGCGUCGAAGUUCGAGCGCAAGCUCUACCGCUUCAAUGUACCUACGUCGUCGACAGAACUCCAUUGAGCGUAAAACGAAAAACUCUGUGGGCGGCGAAGUGCCUAGCGCAAACGCAGCCCCCAAGAAAAUCGCAAUCAAUCUUAGUCCAGCCUUGAAAACACAUGUCACCGUUGAGGCUGAAGCGAUUCAACUCAGCGAUUUCAAGCGAGAUGUCAAUGGUGAUGAACAUGAGCCAGCGAAGGAUACGAAUGCCAAUGAGAAUACUACACAGAGCUCCUGA